AUGUCUAAUUGGGCUGACACCUCUUUGAACUCCGUUCACGCUUCCUCGAACGCGGCAAAAACUGCCCAAGACCCUGACACCGCCAACGUUAUGAUAGCCGCCAAAGAUAUGAUAGCUGCUACUGCGGCCGCUCAAUCCUGCAAGAAGAUGGUUUUCGGGCUUCCGACCGUGGUCAAAAGUCCUCCGGCCGCCAAUCAAGCGGCCGCCAAUCAAGCUACUGAAACCAUCAAACCCCCGACCGCGACCAAAGAUAUGAUCGCCGCUUCCUCGGCCGCUCAAGCCUCCAAGAACAUGUUUUUUGGCCUUCUUGCCGCCGGCGAAGCUCCUCCUGAUGCAAUUCCAGCAACUACUAACGUUGUAAAGGCCCCAAACCCAAUCAAAGAUUUCAUAGAUCCCUUCCUCCUUCAGCUUUCCGAAUCUAAAGAAGAAAUGAAUAUAAGCCCAAACAACCAACAUACUGAAAAAGAGGAAGAUGUAAAUGGCGAGCUUGAGAAAGAAGAUGAUGAUGAUGAAUUCGAUGAUGAGCUAGUUAGAGAAGACAAGGUUAUCACAAAGUUUUUGAAUUUAUUAGAGUCUCAGCCUGGUGACGAACAACACAAAGAGAUACCAAUACCUGACCAUAUUUCGGCAGAGAAUCUACCGGCCGAGAUUGAAUCUGAAGACAAUCAAGAUAGUGAAUCCUCCGAUUCCAAAGGCCAAGAGUCGCAUGAAGGCAUUCCUCCUCCUCCUGGUGGUAUCUAUGCGGAUCCUGAUUCCCUCAAGAGAUCAGUCAAAGGAUUCGCUCGACGCAAAGGCUACGCUAUCACACUCAUUUUGUUUAUAAUUCUCUUUAUUUGUGAUCGAUCUCUUGUUAUUUCUUCCUUUCUCUCAGUAAUUGGAUACUCUUGUUCAUUAUUGGUACAUGCACAAAUUUAG
Molecule: messenger RNA, 915 nt
Organism: Puccinia triticina
Lineage: Eukaryota; Fungi; Basidiomycota; Pucciniomycetes; Pucciniales; Pucciniaceae
Exons: 1
Coding region: 1-915 (304 amino acids)
Source: RefSeq, a predicted model, not a curated record